AUGCUCGCGACCAUGCGGUUUCUAAAAUUAUGGGCCCAGACUCGGAUUUUGGCCUUUCGGGCCAAGGCCAUGCCGAUUCGGCCCUUGUGUUCAGAUCACACGCCCAAUCAGAUUGAUAAACUAUUAGAUUGGGUCUUGGAUCCGCCAAAUGAGGCGGGUGAAACUCAAGCUCAUGCCCAGUUCCACCGGGAAAUGGUGGAUCACUAUUUAAAGCAGGCCACUGGUCGCGAACACUUGUUUGUGGUCCAGCCUUUGUUCUAUCAUGAUCCCACCCUCCAUGCCUCCCUGAACUCUCAAGGUCAAUGCAAGUUGGACGAGACUUUGGCCUUGGUGCGAACAUUGGAGUGGCAAGUCUAUGGCCACACCCUGGCUGAGCAAACCUCGGCCUUGGGUGAUAAUCUAUUGAGUUUUGACAAUAUUCAGCGCGUGAAAACCGCUCUGGCCAAGUUACCCGCCGUGUCCGCCGUGUUAGUCAGCACCUAUAACCUGUCCCAAUCGCAAAGACACGUCCUGGAAGAGGAAUUCGGCCUGCCCGUUCUGGAUCGAUAUCAUUUGAUCCUGCAGAUCUUCCAUCGACAUGCCCGCACUCGUGAGGCCAAGUUGCAAGUGACCUUGUCCGAAAUCCCCUACCUGAAGCGGCGAUUGUAUCAAGACAUGGCCUUGGAAAACGAUAAUAAGCAUAGCAAGCAACGCAUGGGUAAACUCUACUUUGAGAAGCGAGUGACGGCCAUGAAGAAGCGAGAGAAGCAAAUUCACAUGGCCUUGUCCAAGGUCAAAGACCAAAGGGCUGUUCUACGUCGAGAACGAACCAAACAGGGACGAUUUCCCUCAGUGGCCGUGGUAGGCUAUACGAAUAGCGGGAAGACCUCGCUCAUCCAGGCCCUAACCGGGGACAACCUCGAACCCAAGGAUAAGUUAUUUGCAACGCUGGACGUGACUGUUCACCAAGGCCAACUUCCUAAUCUGGCUCCGGUCCUUUUCGUGGACACGGUGGGCUUCAUUUCAGAUAUUCCCACGCAACUCAUCGCUUCGUUCGCUUCCACUCUCGAGGACGCCACACUAGCCGAUUUAAUCAUUCACGUCCGCGAUAUCAGUCAUCCCGAUACGGUCGAACAGAACUCCAAUGUGCUGAAAACGCUCCAAAGUCUUGAUCUGCCCGAGAGCCUUUUUCGGUCCAUGAUUGUGGUGGGCAAUAAAGUGGACAAAGUUCCAUCCGAUCAAUGGCUGACCUUAAAUAAUGGCGGAGCUUUGAUCCCAAUUUCGGCGACACAAGGACUGGGCUUGGAUUUCUUAUUGGGACGGGUUCAGCAGGGCAUCAUGCUGGCCACGGGUCGACGAUAUGUUCGUGUGCGUUGCCGUCAAGGAUCGGAGGAGUAUCUGUGGUUGCAUAAGUUCGUGACCGUGUCCGAGACUCAAGUGGAUUCGAACGAUUUUAAUUACGUGAUAUUGAAAGUGGUCAUGUCUCAACGGGAAAUGGAGCAAUUCAAAAGCCGUCAUCGAUUAGCACACCAAUCUUAAGUGAUCCUGGACAUGUUUCAUAGACGAUGGCGUGGCCAAUCUAACGAUACACUGUCAUAACUUAGACGUCAAUAAAGGCUAGUAAUAUUUCUUU
Molecule: messenger RNA, 1612 nt
Organism: Tigriopus californicus
Lineage: Eukaryota; Metazoa; Arthropoda; Copepoda; Harpacticoida; Harpacticidae
Product: putative GTP-binding protein 6
Exons: 1
Coding region: 1-1518 (505 amino acids)
Cellular component (GO): cytoplasm
Molecular function (GO): ribosome binding; GTP binding
Source: RefSeq, a predicted model, not a curated record